ACAGCGUGAUGUUCUGAUUCCAAUGCAGAUCAUAUGGACAUUUUCAGAGGAGCUGUUUUACCUGGACAGUGAGAGAACCUGAAUUUUUCACUAACUCCUUUCUUUGGCUCUGUGACAAGAGAAAACUUCAGUCAGCUUUGAGCAUUGGAUGCCUCACAAUUUGUUGCACAAGGCGUAAGGUUGUGUACUCACAUUUUGUUGGACAAAUUCCUUUUACUUUUUUGAGACAGUCCAGGAUAUAUUGUAUUAUGUAAUUUGUGUUCAGCAAUCACAAUGGCAUUAAAAUUAUGGAAGAUUAAUAUUUUAUUUUUCCUUAUGCUGCUUUUUACCGUGAUGAACCUGUUUAGCUACAUGUGGACUAAAAUACCUCAGCAAUGCAAUGUAGUGACACCAGCCUCAGCUCAUCACAGUAUGCCAAGUAUCAGACCUUUAAAUGAACCCUUGGUGGCUAAGAAGAGACAGUUGGUCUACAUUUUCACCACCUGGAGAUCUGGCUCUUCCUUUUUUGGGGAGGUCUUCAAUCAGGAUCCAGCAAUAUUUUUCCUUUAUGAGCCACUGUGGCAUAUUUGGAAAAGAUUGUACCCUGGGGAUGCCCUUUCUCUUCAAGGUGCAUCUAGGGAUAUGCUGAGGUCGCUCUACCAUUGUGAUUUCUCAAUUUUUGAACUUUAUCACUUUCCUGUGGGCAACAACUUCACCACCAAUGACAUCUUUUUAUCAUUUCUCAACAAGGUGAUCUGCUCUUAUCCCAUUUGUUCUGCCUACAGAAAAAAUGUGAUUAAACAGGUUGAUGAGAAGGUAUGCAGUAAAUGCCCUCCUCGAAACUUGAGGUUGCUGGAGAAAGAGUGCCUGAAGUACAACACUAUAGUUGUUAAAGGAGUGCGCAUUUUUGAUCUCAAUGUUUUGGCUCCCUUGUUGGAAGACCCCUCCAUGGAAAUUAAAAUUAUCCACCUGGUGAGAGACCCCAGGGCAGUGACCAAUUCCAGAAUUAGGUCGGUGAGAAUUUUAGAGAGGGAAAAUAUUCAUGUGGUAAAAAGCAGAAAUUAUAAAAGUAAAAAAAUAUCUUUUUUUAACAACUUUUCAAAAAGGAGCAAACUUUUUGUACAUGAUUAUCAUUCAGCAGAAACCAUGGAUAUUAUAUGUCAACAAACAGGCAAUACCCUGCUUACAGUUCAGAAAUCACCAGCAUGGCUUAAUGGAAAGUACAUGCUUGUCCGCUAUGAAGACUUUAUACAAGAUCCAGUUAACAGAUUGAAGGAAAUAUACAGUUUCAUAAAUAUUCCACUGAUCCAUGGCAUUAAAUUAUUUGCUUUCCAAAUGACCAGAGGUCCAAGUGGCUCUUUCAUGCCAUUUGUAGUUUCCUCCAGAAAUUCCACCAUAACAGCAAGUGCUUGGAGGAAUGGGUUAACAUUUUCUCAAAUCAGUCAAGUUCAAGAGUUGUGCUCUUUUUCCAUGGACAUACUGGGAUAUAAGCUGGCUGAUUCCGAAAAAGAGGUCAAAGAGAUUAGCAACUCACUGCUGUUACCUCCCAAACUCUGAAAACAUGUCCAGAAGUGAUUAGUGGCUGGAAAAGCUACAGAGUUUUGGGGUUCUUCUUUAUACAGUAACAGUGCAGGAAAUGAAAUUCUCCCUGUGCCUAAUGGUUGACAGGACUAAUUAGAUGUUUCCAAUCUGCAAAAAUAAAGGGAGCGGUGAUAAUGAAAGAAAACUGAACAGAGCCAGUGACAGAAGUAUUUUACCAUUAUGGUCAUUUGAAUUUUACUUUGUUUUGUGAUGUGUCUUGCUGGUGAAUUCUGGAAAAAAUAAAAAGACAAGCGAAGCAUGUCUGUCAGACAGGUUUGGGGAACAUAGCUCUUUCUUAUUGGACUAAAUCACAUUCUGGUUAUUAUUUCAUAUUAUGAAUGAGUUCCUUCUGUUGGAGAACUACGUGAGUCUGAUGAACUGAACGUAUGUUCAUAAACUUUAUUGUAAUAUAUAUAUAUGGUAUAUUUAUACAUAGUAAUAGAUGACAUGGGUUAACUGGCAUUACAGGAGGCCUUUUUAAUGGAAGCAUAUAGGUGGACGGGCAUCCCAACCAGUGUGGUUAGUGAUACCAUUCCCGGUUGGUGGGUAAUUGUAAUGGAUGGACAGAGGAAGACUACUUCUCAGGGCCAUGUGCUUCCAGUACACUGACUGAUAACAUUCCCACAUGCAUCCUGUUCAGACACACACGGGGUUGCAUGGGCGUUGCAGUUUUGGUAGGCAGUCCUGUUGGGGUCCUUUAGUGCUUCUAGGGGGAGCUGCUGGAGGCAGCUGGAAUCUCUUGUUCCACCUGGCCCGGAAGUGCUUCCUAGAAACAAUGUAAUGGCACUGGAAGUACUUCCAGAUCCAGUAUAAAAGAAAUCGCUGUGCUUCACCUGGGAGUCAGAGUCAGGAGAGCAGUCGGAUGAAGCUCACCUGGGAAGAGUGGAGAAAGGAAGAAUUGUAUUGUUGGAGCUGUGGAGUGCGUCUACAAGUAUUUGUGAUAAUAAAUUAAUUUAUUUUCACCUUGAACUGUGCCUGUAAAGUUGUGUCAAAGGUUUGGAGCUCUGAGACGCCCCGUGGAGUCCGUGAUAUAUAUAUAUAUAUAUAUGAUCAUAUAUAAAUAUAUAUAGUAUAUGGUAUACAGUAUCUGAAUUGUUAAAUAAAAGCAGAAAUAAUCUGAGAUAUAUCAUCUUUCUAAUGUAUCAAAAUUCAACCAGCAGAGCUGAAAUGCAGAACAAGAUGAAGGAUUACACAAGGACAUUUGAAAAUAUCGUAGAAAUUAAAAGAGCAGCACAUGUGCAACCAUUAUGGUAUGACCAUGUCUUUAUGUGCUGGUCAUAUCCACCAUCCUUUCAUUUAGCCAUCAUAUUAAUUUUCAACUCCAUUUUUUCCUAUUCACUAAUCUAAAAAGGAUUGGGUGUUUUUAUUCAACAUUUAGGUUUCGCUUCUUCUCUUCCUUUAGUUUAGCGCUGUUCUUUUUCAGAAAUUUCUUUGGACUUGGAUUAUGACUGCUGUUUCAGGGGUUAUCUGUUGUAGUGGAUGGCCAGCGUCAUAUUCUGGCCCUCACCCACAGGCCGCCAGGAGGAGCUCUCCCGCGAACAUGGACGGGCCCCAAGUUCCAGCAGGGCCUCAUGGACUAUGU
Messenger RNA from Polypterus senegalus (gray bichir), 3142 nucleotides. Its product is annotated as carbohydrate sulfotransferase 2-like. Gene Ontology annotation, cellular component: Golgi membrane. The transcript has a single exon. Lineage: Eukaryota; Metazoa; Chordata; Cladistia; Polypteriformes; Polypteridae. Gene Ontology annotation, molecular function: N-acetylglucosamine 6-O-sulfotransferase activity. Bases 274 to 1536 code for a protein of 420 amino acids. Gene Ontology annotation, biological process: sulfur compound metabolic process; carbohydrate metabolic process; N-acetylglucosamine metabolic process. The record is from RefSeq and is a predicted model, not a curated record.